Molecule: messenger RNA, 4699 nt
Organism: Phycodurus eques (leafy seadragon)
Lineage: Eukaryota; Metazoa; Chordata; Actinopteri; Syngnathiformes; Syngnathidae
Gene: adat2
Product: adenosine deaminase tRNA specific 2
Exons: 6
Coding region: 116-661 (181 amino acids)
Biological process (GO): tRNA wobble adenosine to inosine editing
Cellular component (GO): cytoplasm; nucleus
Molecular function (GO): tRNA-specific adenosine-34 deaminase activity; zinc ion binding
Source: RefSeq, a predicted model, not a curated record
GUGUUGCUUCCGGAUAUGAAAAACAUCUCAGUAACAAAGCACAUGGAAAAGUAAGACACUUUUUAAAAAUGUAUUCUGUAGUAAACGCGUUUUACGAACACAAUGCACGGUUGCCAUGACAACGGAGGAGCAGUGCCGGAGAGUUGCUUUUUGUCCGACUGAAGUCGCGAAGUGGCUGGACAGCGCUUUUGACAUGGCAAAAGAUGCCUUGGACAAUGGAGAAGUUCCAGUGGGAUGUUUGAUGGUCCACAAAAACAAAGUGGUUGGGAGUGGACGGAAUGAAGUCAACGAGACCAAAAAUGCCACACGGCAUGCAGAAAUGGUGGCGCUGGACCAGCUCCUGGAGUGGUGUCGCCUUGGCAACCAGGAAGUGAGGCGCGUGUGCGAGCAGACUGUUUUGUACGUCACGGUGGAGCCGUGCAUCAUGUGCGCCGCCGCACUCCGCCUGAUGAAUGUUCCGGUGGUGGCGUACGGCUGCUGGAACGAGCGCUUCGGCGGCUGUGGCUCCGUCCUGGACGUCGCCUCGGCGGAGCUACCUCGCACAGGAACCUCUUUCAAGUGCGUCUCAGGCCACAGAGCAGAGGAAGCUGUGGAGAUGCUGAAGAUGUUCUACAAGCAGGAGAACCCCAACGCCCCCAGGCCCAAAACCAGGAAGGAGUGAGACAGAUUUUUCCCAAAAUUAUGUUUGUAUUUGUCUUUUUCUUUUGUAAUAAAAUAUCGACCCUAGUGAGCGGAAAAUGAAUCAGUCGCAUGUUUGAAAUAGGGACACUUUGAGUGAGCUGCCAGCAGGGGGAGCACCCGAUUAUUUAAAUCUUUAAUUUGUUUGAAAUGUAACCGUGUGCAGCUUCCAAGGGUUACAUUUGCUUUCAGUAAGCUUCCCUUUCCAUGUUUUGAGUUUGAGCUUCGAUAUUUUCACGUGUUCCCAUUCCAUUGAAUAUUACUUGAACGCACAUUCCAAAAAAGCUAAAUUGUGAUGGGGACGCACUUUGGCUUAUUAGCAUGCAAAUAUAUGCAAAUUUAUGCCGAGUAUUUGAGCGUUAGGAUGUGUCACCUCAAGGAGGAGAUGUGUUAAGAAGAGAAACACGUCACAUUUAAAAACAAGCACAGUAUAAUACAAGAUGUCACUCUUUGUAAAGGUGAGACAACAUCACCCAGGAAAAUAGAUAUUUCUUUGAUAUUGUUAUUUUGAGUGGCUUUAGACAUGAAAUUUUAGUUGUGUGUUUAUUUGUGGCUUUUAUUUUGACACAGAGGGUAGUGUUGAUGUUAUUCUUAUCACGUCUUUUAAGCGUGAAAAUAAAAAUUGUUUUAAACAUGACAUAAUGCUCCACCCGUCUGGCAUACAAAUUUAACAUACCCGUCUUCUGUUUUCUUUUUAUAAAUAAGGUGGUCAAAAUAUACACAGCUAUCAGUGUGAUGAUUGAUUUUUUUUUUAUUUAUUUUUUUUAAAGUGACUUUUGGGUUGUUUGAAUUUGGAAUUGUUUGAUUUUUGAGGUAUUCGAUUUGUAAGGCAUUUGACUUUGGAGGUCUUUGACUUUUGAGGCAUUUGACUUUUGGACCAUCUCUGAAUUUUAGGUUGUUUGAUUUCUGAAUGAUUUGACUUUUAUGGCAUGUGACUUUUGAGAGGUUUCACUUCCGGGGCGUUGGACAUUUGAGUUUUAAUUUUGGAGCAUCUCUGAAUUUUGGAUUGUGUGACUUCUGAAUGAUUUGACUUUUAGGGCAUCUGACUUUAGAGGCGUUUGAGCUUUUGAUGUGUUUGACUUUUGAGGCAUUUAGCUAUUGUGGCCUUUGAUUUUUGAAGCGUUUGAAUUUUGAGGUGUUUGACCUAUUGGGUGUUGGACAUUUGAGAUGUUUCAGUUCUGGGACAUGAGACUUUUUAGGUGUUUGACUUUUGGGGUGUUUGAUUUUUGAGGUGUUGAACUUUUGAAAUUUUUCCACCUUUGGGUCAUUGGGACUUUUGAGUUGUUUUGACUUUUGGACCAUCUCUGACUUUUGUGUUUUUUGACUUUUGAAUUAUUUGACUUUUCAGUUAGUGAGUGUUUGAAUUUUGAUGCGUUAUAAUAUCUUUGUAAGCACAAUUUUUUAAAAUUGAGCUCUGGUGAGAGGAAACGGACAAAAAGGAGGAAGAAACGACAGAAAGCAACUUCAUGGAUUUUGGAUUUAUUGUUCCAUGUUUGUCAUGUGACUCUUCACCAUUCAAGUUCAGUAGUUUGGUUAAAGCUCAUGUUAAACAUUAAAACCCGACCCAAAAAAUAGUUAAUGUGCAGUUCCGCAUCCUGUUUAUUCGUCCAUCACCGAGCAACACGGCCCCCUUUAGCAUUCCCCCCCCCCCCUCCAAACAAAAACCAAUAAAAAGUUGUAACUUCACCCGUAAGAAUGUUUGCUAUCUUGCCAAAGCAUCCCCGUACACGACAAUGUCAUAUGCCAUUAAAUUCGCUAUGUAACCUGUUAUCAUGUAACUAGAUAUGAGUCAAUGUGCUGUGUUGCAGUGACUCCAGUAGCGCCCCCUGCAGAUCAAUGACUAUUAUCACCACCAAGUAACACUUUUAAUGACCUAGGACAGGUGGUGUCAAACUCAUUUAUGUCGUGGGCCACAUUGUAGUCCCGGUUUCCCUCAGAAGGCCGUUGUCACCUCAUAAUAUUACUACAUAAACACAAGUUGAUGGAUACCUAGUUUUGAAAUCACAAGUCAAGGAUAAUAGUUUGUUCAACUAUUGUUCAAGUUACUGUCAACAGAAAAUGCUUGCAAUGUCUCAACAAUACUAUUUAUUAUUAUUUUAUGAUAAUUUUUUUCAUGGAAGUUGACACAGAUGAUUUGCUUUCGCGGGCCACAUGAAAUGACUUAGCGGGCCAGAUUUGGCCCCCGGGCCUUGAGUUUGACACCUGUGACCAAGGACAUCCAACGUAAUAAUAAAAAUGUCACAAAAUGAGUAGGUAAGAAAUAUUAAGUGCAGCUAUGUUGAUCUGUAAGCUUCAUAGGAGUUCAACAUUGUUCAUCGUUACGUUGUCAUAACAGUGGGGUAUUGCCUUGAGAUACAAGUUUAAUUUGUUCCGUGACCAUGCUCUUAACUCAAAAGGACUUGCAUCUCUUAUCAUCUUUCCCCAUUGAGAGGAAUGGAAAUACCAUUGAUCUGGUCCAGCCUUCCCCCCUAAAAAAACACUCAGAUAGGCGCCAGCACAGCGACCCUAGUGAGGAUCGUAAGGAGAAAAACAGCGUUCUAUAAUAUUGUGCUUUAUUAAAACAGAGUAAUGACAGAAAAGUUUUUGUCGCACUGAAUCAAUUAAAUAGCCAUUGUGCUGCUCUUUCUGGUGUGCCCACCUUAGUCACCUGGGGGCAGUUUAAGACAUACAGAUGGGUAUACUGUUCAUUGAGACAUCAUAACUCCUCCCAACUCAUCAGUACUGCACUAAUAUUGGUCAUUCUAGGCAGAGGAUAAAGAAUAUAUGACUAAGUACUGUUAUAUUGUCUGUCUACGUGUUGCUGCACCAUUUGUGUUCAGCCCAUUGCUUAAACAGUUGUAGCACCGCACCAGUAGGUGCUAAUUAGCGUUCGCCUUAAACUAGCGGAUUGAAAGACGAAACUAUGUGACUGUUUCCAAUGCAAUGUGUAAUUCUGCUUUUGUGUUUAGAUUUACAGUAAACAACUGGGAGUGCCAAUAAACAGUUGGAAGUCCCUUUAAAAAAAAUAAAAAAAUAAAUAAAUCACUUAUAUUGUGCUUAUAUGGUGAAGUGAGUUGAGUUCACUACGACCACACAGCACUCAAAUCUAAAAUUUUUGAAAAACGCCAAAUGACGGCUUGUAUCUCAAGACAACGCUGUACAUAAUAAAUAUGUAACAAGAGAUUUGGAAAGCCCUUGUCAUGACCUUUAAUACGAGCUAUAAGUCCAUGUGGGCAGCACAGUGACCGGUUAGUACGUCUCAUCUCACAGUCAAAAGGUUCUGGGUUUGAAUCUCAGUUCAGGCCUUCCUGUGUGGAGUUCGCAUGUUCUCCCUGUGCUCUAGUGGGGUUUCAUGCACUAAGUUUCAUUCAAGACUAAAUUGUCCUUAGAUGUGAUAGCUUGUCUAUAUGUGCCCUCCUAUUGGCUGGCGACCAAAGUCAGCUGGGUUAAGACUAAAGCUCAUCUGUGACUUCAUUGAGGAAACAUUAGAAUGGAUGAAGUCAAAGUGGUUUGGUUUCACAUUGAUUUCUGAGCGUGUCCCAGUCAACCUUGAUCUAAAGGCUCUUUGCCCCUGUAGGUGAUGUUUUUGAGUUAGUCCAUCAACAGGUGAGGACAUCAUGACAAAAUAAAGCCAGAGCUGUCACCAAGACGUUUAAUUUGACACGACUCAAUGUGCUUUCAUGAAUAUUCAUGCUGACCUGUCUGUGUGUGUGUGUGUACCUGUGUGGAUGGGAAAAGGUGUGGGUGUGUGUAUACUUGUCAGUAUUAGAUGACCCUCAUCAAGACCUUUAAUAUGGAAAUGUGCUUUCAUGAAUAUUCAUGUUGACCUGUCCCUGUGUGCGUGUACCCUGUGUGCAAGAGUGAAGUUGCAUUUGUGUACGUUUCUGUGUGUGCGUGUGUGUCUGUCUGUCUGUCUGUUAGUACUGGAUAACCAACCCUCAUCAAGAGAUUUAACAUGACAUAUGACUCAAAACUUCCUUAAUGAAUAUUCAUUUUGACCUAUUUGUGUCCAUGUGAAAGUGGUUUGUGUGUCUGUUGCUUU